Rhopilema esculentum is the source of this 4919-nucleotide messenger RNA. RefSeq names its product activin receptor type-1. The record is from RefSeq and is a predicted model, not a curated record. Gene Ontology annotation, cellular component: plasma membrane; signaling receptor complex. Gene Ontology annotation, molecular function: ATP binding; transmembrane receptor protein serine/threonine kinase activity. Lineage: Eukaryota; Metazoa; Cnidaria; Scyphozoa; Rhizostomeae; Rhizostomatidae. Gene Ontology annotation, biological process: cellular response to growth factor stimulus; cell surface receptor protein serine/threonine kinase signaling pathway; protein phosphorylation.
GUCUUGCUUUUUCAAAUCAAAUUGCACUAUUGUGCUGCCAGGCAUCUUUCAUUUGUGGCUAUUGAUGUGAGAGCUUUUAUUCCAUCAUGCUUUUCCUUGUUCCUAUCAAGCAGUUUUGAUAGGAACAUCAAGCAGUUUCGAGUCUUUCCACUUUACCAACGCUCUAACUGAUAUGUGAAGGAAGAAUGUAUUAACCAGUGUUAUAAUAGCUUUCGGGGCUCUUUUUUCCUUUCUUAAACAGUGGGUGCUGAAAUAUCGGUACAGUUCUUGACUACCUUGCCCACCAUCAUUACUAUCCAUUAGCUUCAUCACCACCUCCAUUGUUAUCGCCAUAAAAGCAACGACCAAAACCACCAUCGAAACCACCAUCGAAACCACCAUUAAAACCACCAUUAAAACCACCAUCAAGAAUCAAUACAAUUAGUCGCCAAGAAUCGCCAAGAAACGCCACGAAUCGUCAUGAAUCUUCUUGAAUCGACAUUUGUUGAUCGUUAAUCGUUAAUCGUCGAUCGUCAAUCGCCAUCCAUGAUCUAUCGUCAACUUGAUCAUCCACGUAAUCAUCCUCACUAUUCAUUACUUUGUGUAUGACAUGAAUAAUAAAUUGUGUUGCAAAAGAAUCAUGCAGUUAUACUACAUCCUCUUGUACUCCAAAGAAGCCAUCUUCAUCAGCCAUCAUCAUCACUUUGAAGUGUGUGACCGCAUACUCAACCUCACUGCUAUAAUCAUACAGAAUGCUGCAUGCUGCUGCGAUUGGGACUCGUGUUGAUUGUACUUGUCACCUAUAGUUAAAUUUGCGAAAUAUUUCGUGCAGGUGAACAUAUGAAAAUGCAAAUUAUUCCCAAUCACCUCUUUUUGAGCUGUGCGUUUCUAAUAGCAUGCGGCAGAUGUCUUUUCGUGGUCGUUGAUUUGAAAAGAUCACUUCUGGUGAUACACUUGGCCAUUUUCUUGUUUGCCUCUCGAGAAGCCUGUCACUCUUCAUCUGCCUUGGUGAAUCGCAGUUACCUCGCCUACGCUCGCUAGCCAUUCCAUCUUGUAUAUAUAUAUAUUGGUCACUGUUCAAUAAAUUUUUUAAUGCCAAAUUGAAAACAUCAUCACCCAAGGAUCUGGUUGCCGCGCAAUUUUCAUGCUGUAACAUAAUGCCUAUAAAGCCAACAAGAAGCAGCUUGCCAGCCAGCAGCUUGCCAGCCAGCAUCUCUCGAAACAACACUGUACGGAAAUUAACUCCUCCCCCUUAUCAACUUUAUCUGGAAGGAAAGUUAAGGCUGCAUUUUCGCCCUUUCAAGCUUGGUACAGAUAAGAUUUCACCAAGUCCGUUAGCCAAGUCCGAUUUCAAGAGAAUUCUGAACAAUGAUGGUUUCAAACCCAGCCGUGCUAAGUUCAACUCCUCCAUGACGCGCUUCCGGUGCAAAUGCCCGGACUGUGGACCAAAUUUAGCGGAAUGUUCCUCUGGAGUAGGAUGUUUUGUGGGACAGACCUAUGAUAUCCGAACGAGAAAAGUCCUCGACACAACCUAUGGCUGCCUGCAUGACGAAAAGAUAGAGCAGAUGACCUUUACAUGCGGCUUUGAUUAUAAGAAAGACCUGUCACAAAAAGAGACACUGUUUCAACAUGUUUCAGAGAAGGCAAUGAAUGGCGUCCUUACGAAGUGUUGCAAAUCUGACUAUUGCAACGCUAUUGUUCCACCCAUACCCAAAAAGAAUAUAUCAAACACUGUUGAAAGCCCUGUCACACCCUCAAAAGAUCAAAUCUACACCGAGAACAUGGCAAUAAGUAUUGGUGCACCAGUUGCAGCCUUCGUCUUUUUGUUGGUAAUUAUUGUCGCCAUUUUCAAGUAUUUCCAGAGAAAGGAAACUAGCUUCUCAAAAGAAAUUACUGUUGAUAACGCUGGAACAACGUUAAUGGCAAUACCCCUUGGUGAGGAUUCUCUGAGAAGUCUCAUAGAUGCCUCUUGCACGUCUGGAAGUGGUUCUGGUCUGCCUUUCCUUGUCCAGCGAACGGUCGCUCGUCAGAUUAUUUUAAUUGAUCUUGUUGGUAAAGGUCGCUACGGAGAAGUUUGGCGGGGACAUUGGCAAGGAGAAAAUGUAGCUGUUAAGAUCUUCAACUCCCGAGAUGAAGAGUCAUGGACCAGAGAAACAGAGAUCUACAACACAGUUAUGCUUCGCCAUGAUAACAUCCUUGGGUUCAUUGCAUCGGAUAUUGCGACACGCAAUUCAGAAACCUGCAUGUGGCUUAUCACUCAUUAUCAUCCAAAUGGCUCCCUGUAUGACUAUCUCACUGUCCACGCACUGGAUAUCCAGCAGAUGCUUUUGAUGGUCUAUUCAGCUGCCUGUGGGCUGGCUCAUCUUCACACAGAAAUCUUUGGCAUGCUAGGUAAGCCAGCCAUCGCACACCGGGAUGUGAAAUCAAAGAACAUCCUCGUCAAAAAGAAUGGGCAGUGUGUCAUCUCUGAUUUAGGCCUUGCUGUGCUGCAUUCAAAGGAAACCAACCAACUUGAUAUGCAUGUUACUAGAAGAGUUGGCACCAAACGAUAUAUGUCUCCAGAAAUCCUGGAAGAAAGGAUAAACACAAAUUCCUUUGAUUCCUUCAAGCAAGCUGAUGUUUAUGCUUUCGGUUUGGUUAUAUGGGAAAUCGCAAGAAAAUACGUUUGUGAUGGCGUUGUUGAAGAAUACCAGCCACCAUUUUAUGACUGCCUACAUCAAGACCCAUCGUUUGAAGAUGUCCGCUUUAUUGUAUCUCUACAGAAAAGGCGACCGGAGAUUCCGACCCGAUGGGCAAAAGACCCGGUCAUGCAAACCGUGACUAAGGUCAUGCAAGAAUGCUGGUAUCACAAUCCCUCUGCGCGACUUUCAUCUUUGCGUGUUAAGAAGUGCCUCGGCCGCCUCUACGAAGAGGUCAACAGCCAGAAUGUCAAAGAAACUGAUAUAUUUCUUUCGGACAAAAAGAGUCUGUACGUGUCUUUAGAAAACGGAAAAGGGUUUACCUCCACCACGACUAGCGGGGUAGAUAGUUAGAUUGCAUUAUGAUAUUCGUUUUCUCUAGAUGAAAUUUCCCAGUUUUAAGGGAGUUGCAUCAUUCUAUUUCCGUUUAUUAUGUGAUGCAAAAAUAGAAUGUCUUUCGUAUAACAUAGAUUAUGCAGCUUUGAUUUUGGAUGCCUACCUUAAGUCCACUGUCUAUGAUUUUAUGCCGGAUUUUAAGGGGUUUGUAUGCUAUCUAGAGAAUCGUCUCGUAAUGAAAUGCAGUGAUCUUCAAUCCUCUGGUAGCUAGUGUUUGAAUAGUUCUCUUUUCAGAUGAAAGUAUUUGAAUUUCCUUAGAGUUGUCUCGCCAGGUAUCACCUUCAUCUUUGUAUUCAACUUGAUAAAUUUAGAACUUUCACAAAGAGAUAGCUUCCUGUAUCUUAAAUAGACACUGGGUGACUGUAUAAAUGAAGCUUAUAUUAGCUGUCUUGAAAAACGUUUAAUAUGUCGCUAACUGCACGGACUUGAGGUAGACACUCGAUAUCCGCGGGUUUGUUUAAAAGGCCGUUAAAUAUUAAGUUGUCAGCAAUUCUUACGGUGAGCAGCACUCGAAGGCACGGGAAAAUGUUCAAACAGUGCUUUUCUACCGCUUAGCAGCAAUUUCUGCCAAAAGUGGCCACUUUUAAAACUUGUCAUGUUUCCGUAGCAAGAUACUGACACUACACUCCCCCUUCAGCAAAGCCAUUUUUAGAGUUUCCGAUAGGAACAAACUAAGAACGUGUUUGAAACUCUGAGGAGUAGCUAUUCAAAUCUAGCUCUUUCCUUUUCCUGGCCUUACCACUUGGCAGACUGAAUGUUCAAAUCUUUUAGAGCCUUCAAAACUUUAGCGGUUAGGUCACAUUUUAGAAAUACUGGUUUCCUUGUAGUCAAGGGAGGAAAGGCAAGGCCUCUUAUGUAUUAAUAUUGACCAGGAUGACCCUGUCGUGGUUGUACAUGAAGUAUUUGUACCAUAUGUUAAUAAACUUAGCUUUCAAUUGAUGUCGGACGUUUUUCAUAUCUAGAAUUGUUUGUAACAGUACUACUGCUUAGCUGAUAAAUAUUUAAACACGCACUUCACAUAAGAUUUUUUCUUAACCUUAGGAAUUUUUAUUGUUUUGUUCCGCAUAAGUACCCCUCAAAUCUGUACAUGAAGGGCUAAAAGUCGAUACGUUUUUUAAUCACUAUAUCACUAUGUUUAUAUGUGAAAUAGAAAUUCGCCUAUGGAUAGUAUCCUCUUCUUGCACCUUGUUGUUUGACUUCCAGGUGCCUGUAUAGAAGGAUUUCCCUCCUGCUAGUAAGAUCCAUUGAUUUUCCGCUUUUGUGCACUAGAGGCUCCUCUGUCCCGGCUACCCGCGACGGUUUUAACUAGGUUCGAUUUAUACUUGUAAAUAGAAUCACGGGGAUUUCCCAACCUGGGACCAGGCUAUACAUAGUACCCCUCCUAUGUUAGAUAUACCAACUAUGUAAAUAGGCCUCAGGUAUUAAAUGGUUGAUUUCUAUAAAUUUUACUAUGCAUUAAUGUACUCAAAAGCUUCGGUAAUCUACUACAGCAAGAAAGCGUCACGAUUGCGGUAUUGAGCAAGUGACUUCCUUAGGCCCUGUUUUGCAUUUUCAACAUGAUAGCAUGUCGCAUGUCUUCAUGUGAAGAUCAGUUUAUCUAAACACCCAGUCUUGAAUACUGUAUAUAAGAAAUCCACGUUUUCGCGCCUUUUGGCUGGUACUAUUACCGUUCACAAUUAAUAUGAUUACUCUGUAUCAUUCUGUGUAUAUCAGUAUUGAAGUAAUUCGAAUCAACCGUUUCUCGGCGAUAAAAUGUUAAAAUAUCAUUCAGUUGAUCAAAGUGAAAUUACAGUUAUGUUACCUCUGAUGCUAUUAUUACUAUAAUUGCUAUUACUAUAAGAACAGUUUUAAAGCAAGAACAAUUUA